Molecule: messenger RNA, 4258 nt
Organism: Lutzomyia longipalpis
Lineage: Eukaryota; Metazoa; Arthropoda; Insecta; Diptera; Psychodidae
Exons: 6
Coding region: 411-4145 (1244 amino acids)
Source: RefSeq, a predicted model, not a curated record
UAUGGCGAUUUAUUUUCAGACGUGUUGACGUUUCGUGUUAAGUUUUCCAACUAAAUUCUCAGUGAAAAAGUGCGUGAAAGUGCAAAAAAAUUGGAGAAAAGUAUCUGUGUGAGUGCCUCCCAAAAACACAUCCCCACGGCCGGAUUUGUGGUGUCGCGCGACCAACUAGUGAACUUAAAAAUUUAAAAGUGAGAAGAAAAUGAUACCAAAAAGUGGCUUUUGUGGUUUUUCCUCCGAAUACCAGAGUCGGGCUACCGCACUGACUACACCAACGAAAAAAACAACGUCUACGACUAAUGGUAGCGUCAAACAUGCUAUCCCAUCUGCACAAAUCACAACAUCACUGAUAGAAAACAUUUUUGAGAGAACCGCAGGAUCGAUGAGCUUUCGGAUGAGUGUGUGAGGAGACAAUGGAGCAUCAUGGCUAUUAUCCGGAUGUGAAUGCCUAUGGCGGUGCAACGGGAGAUAUUGGCCAGCAAAUGCCGCUGCAGCAACAUCAGCAGCAUCAGCAGCAUCAACAGCAUCAGCAUCAGCAGCAGCAGCAGCAGCAGGCAACAGUAUACCCGUUGUCUCAUCACCAUCAUCAAACCUACCAGCAGCCAGUGACGCCACUGCAGCAGCAACCACAGACUGCACAACAGAUCCAAUCGUCGCAGCUGUAUCAUCAGAAACCAACGCAGCAGAUGCACUAUGGCGUCACUUCGCCACUCCAUCGGAAGCACGAUGUUCUGGAUUCCUACAGUGCCAAUGGUGACAAUCUACUCAACUAUUCCGUAAACAGCGGUGAGAGUCCCAGUGGUGCAAUGACCCAAUGUGCUGUAGAUUAUUCUGCUGUGCAGUAUGCUAAGGGUAGCAUUGAGCAGAAUCCCACCUAUUACUACCCCAAAGUUCAGACUGGAGGCUACGACACCACCUACAGCGGCUACCAAAAUUACCAACACAACACAGUGGCUGCAACAUCCAACUACGCCAAUGCAUCCUCAUCAUCGUCCUCCAGUCCAAUCGUUAUAAAUGACUACCCUGAUUCACCCAAGAGCCACGUGCCCAAUGCCUAUGCGGGAGCAAUUAAGUACAAUGGCUACCAAAUGGCAGGAGGAUACAAAAACCCACCGGCAGCUCCAGUUGCACCCACACAAUGGACAGCACCUGCACAAACGGCUCAAGCACCUGCCAAAGAGAUGCGACAUGCAUACAGUGUUGUUCCUAUAAGGCAUCCUUUCGAUGACAACUACACCAGGCAGGCUGUCUACAUGCGUCCUGGGAAUCAUCCCUAUCACAUGACACAGGACUACGGGUAUACGGAGAAGUAUCCAUCGACCUAUUAUAACCACCCACCAACAAAUCACUACAAAACAACCAAUAAUGGAAAAUACCCAGUUAUGGUGGGAACAUCCCAAAGGGCUGUGAGAUCGAUGAUACCAUCUGCUGCGGAGGGUCCUGUUCCAUAUCCAUACUACAAUAUGGUACGGACUGCCAAUGGGUACCAACAGCAACCAACAAAUCAGGUGUACAACCGUCCGGCAACUCAUCACGUAGCUCAGAAGGAGAUGUACGUGGAAAAUGUUCCAUAUGACGAUCCAUACGGUGCUAAAGUAAACUACAACACGACCCCAAAGUACAUUCCACCCUAUGAGGAUUACCAUCAUCAUCACGCCAGUCAUCAUCGUCACUCCACAAGUCAGAUGCCACAGCAACCAGUGAGGAAUUCUGUGAUACCUGCAAACUACCAAGCGCCUAAGAUUGUCUAUCAAGGUGGACGGAAUACCAACGAAAUGUGCUACGCAACUGGGUAUCAGGGAAGUUACCCAACAAAUCAAGCUGCAGCCCUACCAGCUAGCCGGGGUGGGUAUUAUGAAACCCCCCAGCCGUCUGAGAAGUCCUACAUUGACCUCGAGGAGCAAAUUAAUAGUUCGAAAAUCCUUAAAACAGGACGACCACAAAUGUCGGACUACUAUCAGGCAUCACACUACCAGUAUUUGGGUCACAAUCCCCAAGGAGGGGAUCCUUCGUCCGUGCAGGCACCCCUAAAGAAGACCAACGUCCGCGACUUUCUGUCGUCGUGGAAUGAAGAUGAGGAGGAGGAGAAUAAGCAGAGUCACGAAAGGUCUGUUGUACAGGAAAUGACACCUAAUACCGUUAGCUGUAGCUACGGAAAUGCCAUCUACGACAUGGGUAGACCCAAGGAGUACGACACAGAUGGCAAUCCACGAAUUCACGUGGGCAUUACAAUUGAUAACAAUGCCACGAAUCAGAGUAUCAACCUCCCGGAUAUUAUUAUUGACAUUGAGAAACCAAAGCUCCUACCUCCUGAGGAUAGUUCGGUGCUGGUGAAUUCGGAAAAGCUCUAUGUGCUCGAAUCGAUUGAUGUGCCCCUUUCGGAGCUCAACAAGUACAAGCAUUUGAGUGUUGUGAAUAAAUUGCCGGAAAAUAUUGUUCACAUCGCAUCGAAGGGGGAUGUUGAUGGGGAUGGGAAGGAUUUUGCGGCGAGUGUGGAGAAUUCCUUGAAAUUCAUCGAGGAAAUCGAAUCGAAUCAUGAGAAUUAUUUCAAGAGUGACUUCGAGAUGAAUGUGGAGUACGAUGAGAAGGAUGCUGAACCUGUGAAGGAGCCAGCUGCACCUGUGAGUCAGCCAGAGAGGAAAGAAUCUGUGAUUGUGGCAAAUGGAGAGGCCGAGAAGGCAUCCCUUGUUACCACCAAGAAACCCAAGAGGAAAAAAAAGCGAAGAUCAUCGAGUAUGGCAAGUGUUGAGUGCUACCCCAUUGUGCCUCCCAAGAAGAUAAAAACCCUCCAUAAGCUCUGUGUUUCCGUGAUAAAUUCAAAAGAAUUCCGCAAAUCAUAUGAAAAGUAUCUCAGUUGUCGCCGCAAGGAACCAGAACCAGUGAAGAAGAUAAGUUAUCGCUACACAAGGCGCUACUGCCGGCGAGUUCCCACGCUCAAGGAACUCUGUGAGCGACAUUUUAUCCCAGUACAUCAACCACAGAGCCUCAAAGAGAUCUGUGAAGCCUUCAUCUGCAGCCAUAGGCAUCUUUUUGCACUGGAGGAAGUUCCACGGGUGCCACGACUCAGUGAUCUCUGUGAAGAUGUGCUGAAGCUCAAUAAUUUCAUAAUAAAUCUGGAUGACUUCAGUGAGGCACCAGAUGGAGCAAAUAUCUGCUUUGAUUUUAUGAUCUCAACAGGUGCACAGGAGUUCCUACCAAAUCCUGCAAGUCCCCCAACCAUCAUCCAACCCAUAGCAACCGAUGAAAGCCUCACGGCGAUGGAUAAUCAAGUGGAUGCUACCUACUUCUCAGAUGCAGAAACCUUCCGUCUCUUUGAUCUGUGCGAAAGCAAUCAUAUUCAAUCUGAGGAAAUUAUUCCCGUCGAUGUGGCGAGAGAUCGCAAGGAGAAACUCUGUGAGUAUCUCCGAUCGAAAUAUAUCCAGAGGCCACAUCAUGAGAAAAUGUUCUUCGUGAAGAAGAUCAUACGGAAGUACCUGUACUACCAGCGAUACUCAAGAAUUCUCUUGAGAAACUAUCGCAAGGAAAGUCAGUCGUUCACGGAGAAAUCCACAACGAAGAGAAAACGUCUGAAAGUUGAGAAAAAGCGACGUGGGCAGUGUAAGAAAAUUCCGGAGAAUCAUGUGAAUUCCUUGAAUAACAACUACAGCCCCAGAAAAAGUGGAAGUGAGAGUGAAGGACGCGAGAGGAAGUUACCAGUUGGACCGCUUCGACGUGAAACGUCUCAAGUGGUGCAGCAAAUGAGGAAGAACUCCGUGGAAUCUCAGUGUGUUGCUAAAGAUCUCAAGCGUGAGCACAGUAGCACAUCGCAGGUGAAACGAAAAUCAAAUCCAGAAUCCCGGAAGAGGCAUAGAAAGCUCAAUUUCGACGAGAUGCUGCUCAAUAUUGAUUCGUAUUACACAAAAACAAUCGGAAGAAUCAAGUCCAGCUCCAGAGAUUCAGAUUCAAGUAGUACAAGUAGUGAAAGCUCCCGGAAAAGUAGCUCAUCGGGUAGUUCGAGUAGCUCAAGAAGUUCUUCAACAUCCUCAUCAUCCUCCUCAUCGUCAACCUCGUCGUCGUCAUCAUCAUCAUCGCGAUCUGCCACGCGUUCACCCUACGUGAAGCUCGAAAGGAGUGUCCUCAUCGAUAAAUUGGGCAAGAUGUAUACGUAGCACUGUCCCCAUAAUAGACUUCAUCAAAUCCUAUUGGUGCCUGCUCGAGGCUUUCUCCUGCGGUAAGUGAGAAGAGUCAGAGUACAAAAUAAUAAAUUCCCAUUGCGGUAAAA